Molecule: messenger RNA, 1053 nt
Organism: Ahaetulla prasina
Lineage: Eukaryota; Metazoa; Chordata; Lepidosauria; Squamata; Colubridae
Product: zinc finger protein OZF-like
Exons: 1
Coding region: 43-1053 (336 amino acids)
Source: RefSeq, a predicted model, not a curated record
UGUCCCGACUGUGGUAAAACUUUCAGUUGUAAUUCCAAUUUGAUGAUACACCAGAGGAAUCUCAAAGGAGAAAAACCCUUUCAAUGUCCUGAUUGUGGGAGAAGUUCCAGUCAUAAUUCCAGCCUGGUAAUACAUCAGAGGAUUCACUCCAUGGAGAAACACUAUGAAUGUCGAGAAUGUGGGAAAGGUUUCAUUAGCAAUUCCCACCUCAUGAGACACCAGAGGACUCACACAGGAGAGAAAGCCUUUUAUUGUCUUAUCUGUGGAAAAGGUUUUACUCAGAAUUCCCACCUCAUGAGACACCAGAGGAUUCACACAGGAGAGAAACCCUUUGAAUGUCGUGAUUGUGAGAAAUGUUUUAGUGAUAAUUCCAGCCUAGUGAAACACCAGAGGACUCACACGGGAGAGAAACCCUUUGAAUGUCCUAUCUGUGGGAAAUGUUUUAGUGAUAAUUCCAGCCUGGUGAAACACCAGAGGACUCACACAGGAGAGAAACCCUUUGAAUGUCCUGGCUGUGGAAAAUGUUUUAGUCAGAAUUGCCACCUCAUAAAACACCAGAGGACUCACACAGGAGAGAAACCCUUUGAAUGCCCUAUCUGUGGGAAAAGUUUUAGUGAUAAAUCCAGCCUAGUGACACAUCAGAGGACUCACACAGGAGAGAAACCCUUUGAAUGUCCUAUCUGUGGGAAAGGUUUUUGUGAUAAUUCCAGCGUUGUAAUACAUCAGAGGACUCACACAGGAGAAAAACCCUUUGAAUGUCCAUAUUGUGGGAAAGGUUUCAUUGAAAAUUCCAGCCUGGUGAAACACCAGAGGACUCACACAGGAGAGAAACCCUUUCAAUGUCCUAUCUGUGGGAAACGUUUUAGUCAGAAUUCCCACCUCAUAAGACACCAGAGGACUCACACAGGAGAGAAACCCUUUGAAUGUCCUAUCUGUGGGAAAUGCUUUAGUGAUAAUUCCAGCCUGGUUACACAUCACAGGACUCACACAGGAGAGAAACCCUUUCAAUGUUCUAUCUGUAGGAAAAGUUUUAGUGAUAAUUCCACCUCAUAA